GACUGAAGAGUUACGCUAAAAAACAGAGGACCGUGAGUUGGAGGGCAAACUCUCCAUGGUGGAGAAAUACAACAGCCGCAUCCCUGAGCUGGUGGAACGCCUCUACGGCUGCACAGAGAGAGAGGCCCAACACGCAGAUUUUAUCCUGGGGACUGUCCAUAAGUCAAAGGGUCUGGAGUUUGACACGGUGGUGAUCACUGAUGACUUUGCUAAGGUCCACUGUGCCGCCCACAACUUACCUAGACUUUCCAGCUGCUCAGGAGGUGACGUCCCAGACGAUUUGUGGAACCUGCUGUAUGUGGCGGUGACUCGGGCCAAGAGCUCUCUGGUCAUCACCAAGAACAUCACCAACAUCCUCACACUGGCUGGAGUGAGAGCACUGAACACUGGAGGCUGGUGCGUGGAUGACGGCUCAUAAUAAUGGCUGGAAUGGUAUUAAACACAUGGAAACCAUGUUUGAUUCCAUUCAGGCCAUUAUUAUGAGUCGUCCUCCCCUCAGCAACCUCCUCUGGCACUGACCCCCUCCACUACACUCAUCCCUCUUCACUUCUCUCUCUAUUCUUCUACU
This is a messenger RNA of Oncorhynchus tshawytscha (Chinook salmon), 568 nucleotides long. RefSeq names its product F-box DNA helicase 1-like. Lineage: Eukaryota; Metazoa; Chordata; Actinopteri; Salmoniformes; Salmonidae. Gene Ontology annotation, cellular component: nucleus. Gene Ontology annotation, molecular function: 3'-5' DNA helicase activity; ATP binding; hydrolase activity. Gene Ontology annotation, biological process: double-strand break repair via homologous recombination; replication fork processing. The record is from RefSeq and is a predicted model, not a curated record. The coding region runs from base 56 to 418 and encodes 120 amino acids. The transcript is spliced from 3 exons.